AUGAAUAACAUUCUACUAAUUGCCAUAUUAGCUACUAAUGUUUAUGGAUUACUUGCCGAUGCUGACACAGAUUAUAAUCACAUAAAUGCAGAUGGAUCGUAUGCAUUUGGAUUGUCGAAUAGUGACGAAGGCUCGCAUUACCAUACAGCAGCGGGAAAUCCAUCGACUGCGAUUUCGGGACGUUAUGGUUCGAGAAACCCUGAGAAUGGGCAGAUAGAAGAGACUGUCUAUACAGCAGGACCGAGAGGUUUUCGCGCACGUGGUCCCAAUGUUCAUCGACAUCAAGAUCUAUCACAAGUUGGACCUCUUCCAACAGGAUCUCAAGAUGAUCCUCUCGCAGAUCCCUAUGAUGAUCCAAGUUACAGUUAUGAUUACAAAACUCCUACAGUUCAAAAGUCUGAAGGUUCAGACAGCACGGGUCAUGUCAAGGGUCAAUACAGUUACACAGACGACAUUGGAGAAACUCAUUCAGUUCAGUAUCAUGCCGGAAAAGAAACUGGCUUUGAGGUUACCAAUUCAGUACCUGAUUCGCCAGCUAAUGUUGGCUUCUCUUAUCCUUUGUAUAAAACUGAUAAAAAUGCACGUGGCAAGAUCGCCUUUGAACGAGGACCUAAUGGACAAUACAAAUUCAUAUCAGCUGGUCCGGAUCAACGUCGAACUGAAACAACUGGAAGUGAUGGGAUCACUCGAGGAUCUUAUUCGUACCUUGAUGAUGAAGGAGUUCAACGAACUGUUGAAUACAUUGCUGGACCAGGGAUUGGUUAUCGCAUCGUUUCAAGUACAGUUGGAACAAAUACGCAUCUUCUUCCGCCAACACCAAUUCCAGCUUUUCCAACUCCUCCAAUUGUUCCUGUGCCAACACCUUUCGUUCCAACUGUGACAGUUUCUACCUCAUCAAUUGCCCAUCCUCCUACCACUCCAACAACCUUCAUCGACUUUUCAAGUCCUGAUUUUCUGCCUCCAACAUCUCUUGGGAACCUCGAUUACAGCGUCAUUGAAGGAUUGAAACCUCCAUCUGCAGCUUUCAAUCCUUAUGACGGCUCGUAUUCGACAGUUCAGCAUUUCCUUCCGCCGCCAUCGACAACAAUUCAUACGCAUGUCACAACGUUCCCUUCGCACUUUGUGCCUUCGUGGAAUGGCAAGUUCAAGGGUCGGGUUAUCAACAUUGAUUUGCCUCAACCAACGAGAGCGCCAUCUCCCGGCGAUGCAUUGCGAAGUGAAACUACUGCUGAUUUGACGAAAUGUGAUCGUGGCAGAAACAACGAGUUCACAUGUACAUUCACGAAGGUAAGUACCGAAGAGAAAGGACAUGAACAUCACAAGAAGGAACAUCAUCAUCAACCGAACCAUCGAGAUCGUCAUAACAUUGAUUUGGAAAAAGAAUUACUUCAAACACAACAACCUCCAAGGUAUAGAAAACGAAAUGCUCGAACUCGUAUAACGGAGAAAAAGACAAAAUAA
Culicoides brevitarsis is the source of this 1461-nucleotide messenger RNA. RefSeq lists its product as uncharacterized. NCBI's taxonomy places the organism in Eukaryota, Metazoa, Arthropoda, Insecta, Diptera, Ceratopogonidae. The transcript has 3 exons. Bases 1 to 1461 code for a protein of 486 amino acids. Gene Ontology annotation, cellular component: chitin-based extracellular matrix. Gene Ontology annotation, molecular function: structural constituent of chitin-based larval cuticle. The record is from RefSeq and is a predicted model, not a curated record.